This is a messenger RNA of Caenorhabditis bovis, 1275 nucleotides long. The record is from the annotation of a GenBank genome assembly. NCBI's taxonomy places the organism in Eukaryota, Metazoa, Nematoda, Chromadorea, Rhabditida, Rhabditidae.
AUGUCCGACAAUGAAAAACCUCAACUCUUUUCUAAUGGAGAUUUCGAAAAAGUUGCGGCAAAUAUUAUAAGCAGCCCCCGGAGAAUUCCGUCUCAAGACUCGUUCGAUUUGUUGUUCAAAAUAAGUGAUAAACAACGUGAAUACUACACAAAGUGCUUUCGUCAUCUUAUGAAAACAACUCAAGGAGUUGUCGACUUAAAUGGUGCUCUAUAUGGCUCGGACCCACGAAUCAUGGCAUUUUUUAAACGAAGCUCUUUGGAUGUGCCGUCAUUGUCUAAAAUUUGGAAUUUAGCUGAUGUUAAUGAAGAUGGCUGGUUGGAUCUUAAUGAAUUUUCAAUAGCCAUGCACUUGGUCGUACUAAAAGUAAAGGGUGAAGUUCCUAUACCAGAUGUGUUGCCCCUUUUUGCACGCCCACCAAUGACAACAUCAAGAUCAACUAGCCAACAGGGACAAUGUUCCGGAACUCCUUCAAUUUCUAAUACAGUAUGUUCUUCACCGCCUCCAUCUUGGAAUUCUGACGGAACUGUUACUACAACAGACGGAAGACUUCCAACCAUCCAGCCGAGUAUCAAACAAUUUUCCAACACUCCCCCCUUGCUUGUUGACAGUCGACCGACUCCUAUAAAGCAUUCUGCUCUGUUGGCUUUAAAAAGUCCGUCGGGACCUCCGCCAAUUCCACCCCCUCGACCACAACAAAAAGGUCAUGGGCGAAGUGCAAGCUUAGAUUUGAAACUAAUCGCAUUGAAUCAUGGGAAAUUUCCUAUUAAUGAAAAUAUGAAUGCUGUGCCACCGUCAACACUUGCAUUAUGGAGCUCGCAUACUGAUCCUGAAGCUUCGCCAUUAGAAAAUUCUGUGUCUACAGUGACAACGAGUUUCACUUCGUUUCCCGAAACACCUGAAAAUAGUUUCCCUGCGGCAGUUUUGCCACCGCCCAUCCCUCAACGUAUCACCCCAUCACCGUUAUUAAUUAAAAAAAUUGAAGAAGAAAAUUCUCAAUUAAUCGACGCUGAAACUCAGACAGAAAUCAAAGUUUACGAUGAGGAAGAGAUUAAGCAAUUUUUUGAUAAAUUUGGCACCCAAUUAGAUAAUUUGCUUGGAGACGAAAUUGAAGCGACUGAAAGUCGUGGACUUGACCGAUGGAGUAAACGAUGUGCGGCACUGAAGCAGCAAAAUGCAGAGUUAGAAGCAGAACGUUCAAAACUAGCACAGAUUCGCCUUCAAUUGGAGAUUCGACUACAGGAGCUGAGCGAACACAAUCGCUCUACUAAGAAUUAA